GAGCACGUGCCACAACAAACCAAAGCGUGCUUGCGAAAAGCGUGACAGUCAUGCAAAUCAGCUUGUCAGAAUUUGAAUCGUGAACUCGGGUGGCAAUCUAAAGCUAGGUGCGAUGGCCUUCCCAGGAGAUAUGAUACUUCAAACCUGCGCUUUCUUGGCGUUGGCGCUCGGCACGCUCGGCAACAACUUGGCAUCAGUGACCCUCAACAUCCUAGGUGACAAUGACUACGCCCCCGAGUUCCCCUCCCCCAUCAACUCAGUCAUCGUCCCUGAGGGAGUGUACUCGUUUAAGAAACCGUUUCUUGUGACAAAGCUUGAAGCUCAAGACCUUGACAGCAAACUAAGUGGGAACGUGAGCUAUGCAGUUGCAGGGGUGUGCAAGAAUGGAUGGGGCAAAUUCCACCUGAGAGAGUUUAAUAAACUCGUGCUCAUUACCCCUGUUAAAGACGGGGACAACUUUGUAAUCUUGGUCGAAGCAACGGAUCACGGCAAACCGCCCAGAAGGGAUCGUUGUGCAGUGGUAGUCAACGUGAAGCGCAGUUCAGACGGGCCGUCGAUUCCCAGUGAUCGGUACACCGUCCGUUUACCUGAAGGAAUCCAGACUGGUAGCCACGUGCUCACUAUACCGGUGCGUGAUAACGGCAACGGUACCCUGCAGUUUGAAAUAGCAUCGGGCAAUGCCAAUGGUGACUUUGACAUCGACCAAGAAGGCGUCAUACGGAAUGUUAAUGUUCUGACUAUCAACCACACAGGAGAGUACCAUCUGAAUGUCACUGUCACUGAAACCAAUGGAUCAUCUGACAACACAAUUGUGGACAUUAAGGUAGUUCAACAUUACCUACACGCUCGCAACUGCUCGUGCAAGCAGGACGAGGCUCCACCGAACAGACCUCCAACGAUUCCAUCCCCUCGCUACAUGGUCCACAUUGGAGAAUGGGCUCUCAUCAACACUACGAUCUUCACCAUUCCGGCAGUUGAUCCCGAUGGCGACAACUUGACCUACAGUAUUGUCAGUGGUAACGCCUUCAAGGAUUUGGAAGUUGAACCAUCAAGUGGUCGAGUGAUUAAUAUCCACUCUUUAGACUACAAACGAAAACCAGUCUACGAACUAAGAGUAAAGGCGAUGGACUCCCGUGGACAGUCUGCGUCAACACGACUUCAAAUAAUAGUUAUCAAGAACACCUCCAACAGUACCGACGACAACGGCCCCCUCAGCGACAUGAUCAUGGAAUCCGAGAAAUGCCAGUGCGACAUGUUGAACACAGCAAUUAGUGACCACCAUAGAAACUUUCUCGUCAUCUGUGUGUUGAUCUUGACCCAGUCACUAUGGGGAUGAACUGUUUUUUUCAUGAAGUAAACUAUCCAAGCUA
Haliotis rubra (blacklip abalone) is the source of this 1370-nucleotide messenger RNA. RefSeq names its product cadherin EGF LAG seven-pass G-type receptor 1-like. Lineage: Eukaryota; Metazoa; Mollusca; Gastropoda; Lepetellida; Haliotidae. Gene Ontology annotation, cellular component: membrane. Gene Ontology annotation, molecular function: calcium ion binding. The coding region runs from base 113 to 1336 and encodes 407 amino acids. Gene Ontology annotation, biological process: homophilic cell-cell adhesion. The transcript has 10 exons. The record is from RefSeq and is a predicted model, not a curated record.